GAGUAGAAAAGGGUUUCUACUUUUAAGAGAUUUAGCACAAUAGAGGAGACGAGAAAACAUUCUGCAGCCCAGCCCUGCACAUACAGGGUGUCCCGAGAAGAGAAUAUCUGAACCCAGGACAUGUACACUGCACUGGUGACCACUUAUUUACUGAACUUCCCUGUGCACAACAUGAGGAAAUAUAAGUAGGAGGCUUUACAUGCGCUGACAUGUCUGUGUAGUGACAUCAGUGUCACAUUUGUGUCAGGUAAAGCGAUUGGUCGAACCCCGACAGCUGCAAUGAAGAAUGCAUAUACCCGACCUGGCUUGGUGCUCACCCGUCAAGGUGCUCAGACUUACCUGUGGGGCUGGCUCAUGGUGACUGCACCUGCCGCACAGUCGGUGAUCUGAGAUUUUUCUUGUCAUCCAGACCUCUGCACAAGUGGUUUACGAUGAUCUGGAUAUUAACGAAAGUUCCGCCUGGUGAUCCUCAAAAUAAAACAGAGGGAAAGGAAAAAGAGCGAAAUAGUUACUGAAGAUUUUGAAAUUUAACAAGUACAACAUUCCGCACCAAGUAUGGAAGCUGCGCAGAAAAACAUGAUAUGUCCAGUGUGUUUAGAAGUUUACAGAUCACCGAGAUUUCUACCCUGCCAUCACAGCUUUUGCCUCCCAUGUCUGGAGCAGCUGGCAAAGACCCAUGGCAACACCAUCCCGUGUCCCUCGUGCAGAGAACCUGCCAAGCUCCCCCGUGGCGGGGUGCGAGCUCUGAAGGUCAACUUCUAUUUCAAGGAGGAAGAUCUGGAGCGGGCUCGGCGGCCUGUAGACAAGUCCAUGUGUCCCACCCAUCCCGAAGAACGUCUGACAUUUUACUGCACCAAGUGCGACCAACCCCUGUGUCUCCGAUGUAGACUGACUAAACACGAUGGACACGGGGCUGUCGAUCUGUCGGAGGCUGCCACUCGCUGCAAGAGGACGAUUGAAGAAGAACUUCGUCGUCUGCAGAUUUCUGUUGAACGGAUUACAGACCAGUCGGAAUCUUGUAAGCUAAAAGAAACACUCGCCAAAAAGAAGCGAGAAGCAGUAAUGAAGGAGAUUGACGCCCGCUAUGAGGAGAUUGUGGCCACUGCAAGAAACCAUCGUGAACAAGCGCUGCGGGAACUGCAGGAAAUAUCAGACAACCUGGAGAAAGACCUGUCCGAGGACACACGGAGGGGUACAAGGAAAGCUGAACACUUUGCUCCAGCUUCACGAAAACUCUCGUCGGGGACUGAGUGUUGCCUGCGACACGGACCUCCUGCAGGUGGAGAGAGAGCUGACACGUGGACAAGGCAGCGCCGAGAGGCUGGCGGAGCUUGAAGCUGGAAUGUCUGAUGUCAGUCACCGGCCUGGUCUCCAUACUGAGUUGAUCAAAGAUCUUGAAAACUUUAUCAAAGAGAUACAUCGGGUUUCCAGCCAAACUAAGCUUUCCGUGUAAGGUGCAACGUAAACAUUCUAGAGGUGGGGCGAUGUGGCGAUGGUGAAUGUGUUGAAGUCCACGCUCUGCGGGAAAUGGAGGAUGAAGUGAUCGAGGUAUUUUAUGGGAGGCCUGGGGGUGACUAUUCGGAGGAGAAGGGAGUCAAAUUUUUGCCUAACGGACAAAAGAGCAGUGAAGUUAUACCUUAUGGCAAACGGGUGUCGUGCGUUACCCGUUGGAAGUAUGAGUUUGUCUUCGACAACUCGGCUCAAAGAAUCUUUGGUUCUAAGGGGCAGCAGAUGUUUGGCCUCUUUCAAAACUGUACAACUGGCCUUUGUAACGUGCACAUCCUAGAGCUGAAAUGUGAUGGAGAACAAGUGAAAUGUAGGAGAGGUGCAAGUUUGUUUAACCCACUCGUGAACCGAGUACAUAACUUCGAUUCAAACAAGCUUGGGAAGUUUUUUGCUGUGGUGGAUGAAGCUCUGGAUUUGAAUGUCGGCCUCCAAGUGGUGCGUCUGUAUGCCCCCACAUCUGAUGCCCCCAUUGCUACCUACAAGCCACCAAAAGAGCCAUUCCUGCCAACAGACGUCUGCUUCUGUGACGACAACUUGCUGUUGAUCGCCGACUGGAUGAACGACUGCAUUCAUCUGACGUGCGUUACUGACGACGAUCUGACGUUCAUCGACUACCUGCCCGGCAGUGGGGACAUCGUGCGGCCCACAGCUCUGAACCUUGACCUGCUUGGUCGACUGCUGAUUGGAUGUGGCGAUGGAUUGGUCUUAAAGUAUCUUGGUGACAUUUCCUCAAAUGCCUUACUGACAUCUCUGCUAUAGUCAAGUAAACAUUCCAGGUCAAAGGUCUGCAUGCAAAUAAAAUGCAAACUGCGAGCUAUGGGUUUCAAGUAAACGGACGGCACAAUCAUAACUUGCACAAUCCUCUUCACUUUUGUGUUUUGUAACAAAUUAUUUUUAAAAAUUUUUUAACAAUUUGUGAUGCUUCUUAGUAAGUAGUGAGUACCACUAUUUGCGGAUAUUUGUAGGUAGAUGUCGAUCAAAGAUAUCAACUUUAAUACAACAUUUAGUUCUAGAAAGGAAAUGAGAAUAUGACAACUUAAACUUAAUAUUUUUGUGUGUUGGUGUGUGUGUAUUGGUGUAAGUGCGUGUGUGUGUGGUUUUGGGGGGUGUGUGUUGGUGUGUGUGUCUUUUGUUGUAAGGGUGUUUGUUGGUGUGUGUUUAUAUAUUACUUUAUAUAAAAUAUUUAUACUAUAUAUUACUGUGUGUUGGUAUAAGUGCGUGUGUGUUGGUGUAAGCGUGUGUGUGUGCGCGUGUGCGAGAGAGUGUGAACAUGGUUGAGAAUAACGCUAACAAGAAUAUAUACGAGAAAAGUCGCUCAGUAAUGUUUUUUAUGCGUGUCUUCUAAAGAGCCAUAGACAUAUUACUUCUGCUUUGAAAUAAAACUUUUUAUUGCAUGGGGA
Pomacea canaliculata is the source of this 2906-nucleotide messenger RNA. Its product is annotated as tripartite motif-containing protein 3-like. Gene Ontology annotation, cellular component: nucleoplasm; chromatin. The transcript is spliced from 3 exons. Gene Ontology annotation, biological process: positive regulation of DNA-templated transcription. Lineage: Eukaryota; Metazoa; Mollusca; Gastropoda; Architaenioglossa; Ampullariidae. The record is from RefSeq and is a predicted model, not a curated record. Gene Ontology annotation, molecular function: zinc ion binding; ubiquitin-protein transferase activity. The coding region runs from base 556 to 1335 and encodes 259 amino acids.